AUGUCGAGAGCUUUGUUGAUCUGCGGUGCCACCGGCAAGCAGGGCGGCGCCGUGAUCGACCACCUCCUCCGGCAAAAGGCCGACUUUGAGAUCCUGGCCGUGACGCGGUACGCCGAGUCCGUCUCGGCACAGCGCCUGCUGAAGAAGUCGAAGCAGAUCAAGAUCGUACAAGGGAACAUGGCUGACCCGACGGCGCUCUUCAAGGCGGCAAGGGAGGCCACGACGAACCCAAUCUGGGGCGUCUUCAGCGUCCAGACCCCGAUGGGCAUGGACCAAGGCGGCGGCGGCGAGCUCGGCCAGGGCAAGGCGCUCGUGGACGCUGCGCUCGCCAACAACGUCUCCUUCUUCGUCUACGCCUCCGUGGACCGGCACGGCGAGGACUCGCUCACCAGCCCGACCAACAUCCCGCACUUCAUCCACAAGCACCAGAUCGAGCAGCACCUCAUCGCCAAGUCCAAGGGCUCCAACAUGGAGUGGGCGAUCCUGCGCCCCGUCGCCUUCAUGGACAACUUCACGGACAACUUCCCCGGGCGCGUCUUCAUCACCGCGUGGGAGAUGGCGCUGCGCGGCAAGCCGCUGCAGCUCAUCGCGACGACGGACAUUGGCUUCUUUGGCGCGCAGGCGUUUGUGAAGCCGGAGGAGUACAAGGGGCGGGGCAUCUCGCUGGCGGGCGAUGAGCUGACGUUUGAGCAGAUGGUGGGCGUGUUUGAGCGGACCACGGGAAGGCGGCCGGCGGGGAGCUGGAAGGUGCUGACGUGGUUGUUCAUGACGCUCGUAAAGGACUUUGGGUUGAUGUUCAAGUGGUUUCACGACGUGGGGUACGCGGCUGAUAUUUCGAAGUUGAAGAAGGAGUAUGCGGGGCUAAAGGAUCUGGAGACGUGGUUGAGGACGGAGAGCGAGUUUAAAAAGUAUAUCAAAUGA
Molecule: messenger RNA, 921 nt
Organism: Colletotrichum siamense
Lineage: Eukaryota; Fungi; Ascomycota; Sordariomycetes; Glomerellales; Glomerellaceae
Product: NmrA-like family domain-containing protein
Exons: 2
Coding region: 1-921 (306 amino acids)
Source: RefSeq, a predicted model, not a curated record